Molecule: messenger RNA, 1440 nt
Organism: Castor canadensis (American beaver)
Lineage: Eukaryota; Metazoa; Chordata; Mammalia; Rodentia; Castoridae
Gene: Slc30a10
Product: solute carrier family 30 member 10
Biological process (GO): detoxification of zinc ion; zinc ion transmembrane transport; intracellular zinc ion homeostasis
Cellular component (GO): membrane
Molecular function (GO): zinc ion transmembrane transporter activity
Source: RefSeq, a predicted model, not a curated record
AUGGGCCGCUACUCCGGCAAGACAUGCCGGCUGAUCUUCAUGCUGGUGCUCACCGUGGUCUUCUUCGUGGCCGAGCUGGUGUCUGGCUACCUGGGCAACUCCAUCGCGCUGCUGUCCGACUCCUUCAACAUGCUGUCGGACCUGAUCUCGCUGUGCGUGGGCCUGAGCUCGGGUUACAUCGCGCGGCGCCCCACUAGGGGCUUAGGGGCCACCUAUGGCUACGCGCGCGCCGAGGUGGUGGGCGCGCUCAGCAACGCCGUCUUCCUCACAGCGCUCUGCUUCACCAUCUUCGUGGAGGCCGUGCUGCGCCUGGCCAGGCCCGAGCGCAUCGAUGACCCCGAGCUGGUGCUCAUCGUCGGCACCCUGGGGCUGGCAGUCAACGUGGUGGGGCUGCUCAUCUUCCAGGAUUGCGCCUCCUGGUUCUCCUGCUGCAUCCCGGGCCGCCGCCGCCGCCCCCUGCAGCAGCCGCAGCCGCUGGACCAGGGCCCCACUCGCGCUUUUGGGGGAACCCAGGGCGCGGAGGGCCAGCAGUACAUUGCAACCCCCGUAACCCUCGGCUCGGACUCAGCUGUGACCCUGCGGGGGUCCUCGGUGGAAAGAAAGCAGAAGGGGGCCACCGUAUUCUCAAAUGUAGCAGGUGACUCCCUGACCACCCAGAAUGAGCCUGAAGAGACUACAAAAAAGGAGAAAAAGUCUGAAGCCCUGAAUAUCAGAGGUGUUCUUUUACAUGUGAUGGGAGAUGCUUUGGGGUCUGUGAUUGUGGUCAUCACGGCCAUCAUAUUCUAUGUGCGUCCCCUGAAAGAUGAAGACCCAUGUAACUGGCAGUGUUAUAUUGACCCCAGCCUGACUGUUGUCAUGGUCAUCAUUAUUUUGUCAUCUGCCUUUCCACUCAUCAAGGAGACUGCUACCAUUCUGCUGCAGAUGGUCCCCAAGGGAGUCAACAUGGAAGAGCUGAUGAGUAAACUCUCUACCGUGCCUGGAAUCAGUAGCGUGCAUGAGGUGCACAUCUGGGAACUUGUAAGUGGAAAGGUCAUCGCCACCUUGCACAUCAAAUACCAGAAGGACACGGGGUAUCAGGAUAUCAGCACAAAAAUUCGAGAAAUCUUCCACAAUGCUGGAAUCCACAGUGUGACCAUCCAGUUUGAGAGAGUGGACCUGAAGGAAGCCCUGGAGCAGAGGGACUUAGCUCUGCUCUGCAGCAAUCCCUGCAUCUUCCCCAGCUGUGCUAAACAGCUGUGCUGUCCCCCUGGGGCACUGCCACUGGCUCAUGUCAAUGGCUGUGCUGAGCACAAUGGCUGUCCCCCUCUGGAGACCUACCAAAGUAAAAGUGACAUCACAGAGGUGGCCAUCGACAUGUUUGUGGAUGGCAGUUUGACUGACCAUGGCCAAACGCUUACCAAAACUCAGAAGGAACAAUGCGAAAACAGUACAUAUUUUUAA